AUGCAUCAAAGCCUGAUUAAGAAUGCUUGGGUCCCCAUGAAACCCUACUAUACCCAGGUUUACCAGGAAAUUUGGGUAGGAAUGGAGUUAAUGACCUUCAUCGUUGAUAAAAUCUGUACUGCUGAUAAAAGAAGGAGAGCUUUGCAAGGCUCCAGUCCUGCACCUGCCCAAGGCCAUCAUUAA
Onychomys torridus (southern grasshopper mouse) is the source of this 183-nucleotide messenger RNA. Its product is annotated as ATP synthase subunit ATP5MPL, mitochondrial-like. Lineage: Eukaryota; Metazoa; Chordata; Mammalia; Rodentia; Cricetidae. Bases 1 to 183 code for a protein of 60 amino acids. Gene Ontology annotation, cellular component: mitochondrion. The transcript has a single exon. The record is from RefSeq and is a predicted model, not a curated record.